This is a messenger RNA of Mobula hypostoma (lesser devil ray), 4786 nucleotides long. It is a transcript of the gene lpar1, whose product is annotated as lysophosphatidic acid receptor 1. Gene Ontology annotation, biological process: adenylate cyclase-activating G protein-coupled receptor signaling pathway; phospholipase C-activating G protein-coupled receptor signaling pathway; neurogenesis. Gene Ontology annotation, cellular component: plasma membrane; cytoplasm. The record is from RefSeq and is a predicted model, not a curated record. The coding region runs from base 827 to 1861 and encodes 344 amino acids. Gene Ontology annotation, molecular function: lysophosphatidic acid receptor activity. NCBI's taxonomy places the organism in Eukaryota, Metazoa, Chordata, Chondrichthyes, Myliobatiformes, Myliobatidae. The transcript is spliced from 4 exons.
UUUGCUUACCACUCUCCUAUCCUCAUUUUCCCACCUCCGCCACUUCACUUCCCCCUUCAUUCCACCCUUCCCUCUUUCCAUCCUUCCUCUACUUCUCCCUCCCCUUCCCUUCCCGUCCUCACCUCUCUUUCCCCCCUCUCUGCCUCGGCCCGCUGCCCCGUGUGUGCAGUCGGGCUGAGGAAAUGUGUUUGUAAUUAAAGCCGAGCCUGCUGGCGGCACGCGGCUGACGUCAGCUCCAGGGCUGCACUGCCGACCGAGGCGGGUUUCGCAGAGUCGGGGAGUGGGGCAGAACGAGCGGAGCAGGGAAAACUUAGCACGUUGUGUGGGGCAGGGGAGUCAAGUGAAUGAGUGAAGAGGAAAGUGGAGGGGCAAGCGAGUUACUGCGGAAAGACCCUGAAGUCUGAACGGGUGGCGAAAGUUGCGCUGGAAUACGGGGUGCAUUUACUGACUUUAAACAGACCAUAAGGAGACGGUCACCUCUGUGAAGCCACUUCUCAAAGUCCCAUAAGAACGAGAAAAAGCCACUUUUUAAAAGUUCCUUUUCUCGGUGUGUGAAGAUGAUAUUUCAUCGGCUUGUAUUGAGGCUGCAGAAUUGCAUGUUGGAUUGAGUUAUUCAUUUGCAAUCAGAGGAACGAAAUUGGUUGGGAAAGCCACUCAACUGAACGGAACUCAAAGCAGCAGGAGACUGACCCAAGGUCCACGUGAAAAGGGAGGCAGCCGUGUUGUGUUUGUUGCCAUUGGAUGCUGUUCACCUGAGUGAAUAUCCACACACCUUCAAAGAAAAGAACGUGUAGAGCGCUGGCUCUUGGUCUAUAAGGCUGCCAAGAUGGAAGAACAAUGUUACUACAAUGAAAGCAUUGCAUUUUUUUACAACAACAGUAAAAAGCACCUAGCGACAGAAUGGAAUGCAGUCAGCAAGCUGGUCAUGGGCCUGGGCAUCACAGUCUGUAUCUUCAUCAUGCUUGCCAACCUACUUGUAAUGAUUGCCAUCUAUGUGAAUCGUCGCUUCCACUUCCCUAUUUAUUACCUAAUGGCCAACUUGGCGGCCGCGGACUUCUUUGCCGGCCUGGCGUACUUUUACCUCAUGUUCAACACAGGACCCAACACCCGCAGGCUGACUGUCAGCACGUGGCUGCUCCGUCAGGGCCUCAUUGACACCAGCCUCACUGCCUCUGUGGCCAACCUGCUGGCGAUUGCCAUUGAGAGGCACAUCACAGUCUUUCGGAUGCAGCUCCACACCAGGAUGAGCAACCGCCGGGUGGUGGUGGUGAUUGUUGUGAUCUGGACCAUGGCGAUCGUCAUGGGCGCAAUCCCCAGUGUGGGCUGGAAUUGCCUCUGCGACAUCAGGAUCUGCUCCACCAUGGCCCCUCUCUACAGCAGCUCCUACUUGGUCUUCUGGGCCAUUUUCAACCUGGUCACUUUUGUCGUCAUGGUGAUCCUCUACGCCCACAUCUUUGUCUAUGUGCGUCAGAGGACUAUGAGGAUGUCACGUCACAGUUCAGGACCCCGCAGAAACCGUGACACUAUGAUGAGCCUGUUGAAGACUGUUGCUAUAGUGCUUGGGGCGUUUAUCAUCUGCUGGACUCCGGGACUGGUUUUGCUAUUACUCGACGUGUUUUGCCCUGACUGCAAUGUCCUGACGUAUGAGAAGUUCUUCCUCCUGCUGGCUGAAUUCAACUCUGCCAUGAACCCCAUCAUCUACUCCUACCGUGACAAGGAGAUGAGUGCCACCUUCAAGCAGAUCCUCUGCUGCCAGCGGAAUGAGGGCAGCAAUGGUGCAGCCGAAGGCUCCGACCGUUCUGCUUCCUCCCUUAACCACACCAUCCUGAGCGGGAUACACAAUGACCAUUCAAUGGUGUAGCUGGAGGCCCAGGGGCUGUCCGUCACAAGAUAGCCAAGAUAUUUAACCACCUAGAUGUACACAAGUGGACCCCUAAAGACUAAAUGCUACACUAGCACCAGGACCAAUUCACAAACUAAUGCAAGAGGUUGUUGACAAAUAUUUUCUCUUUUAAUAGGACCUAGUGUGAUUCAGCUGUUAGUUAUGUGUUGGAGUCCUAAGUACUUGUGUUAUAUUACCUGCUAAACUGCAUUUAGCUGUAGAAGCUGAGGCUUUGUAAAAACAUAAUAAACUUAUUUUAUUCAACCCAUUAGCAUGCUUAGGAUGGACUAUUACAUAGCAGGCAAAGUUCAGUAUUUUAUUGUUACUUGUCAGUACCCACUCAAUACAAUGUUCUGUUUUAAAGGCAAGGAGAGCUUUCAAUUUAUGGCAAGCUUUCCCAGGAGCUUGGGAGACAGUAGAGGCUGUUCUUUUGGGACUUGCAAAUUUGUAAGCCAUUAACAAUUGACACGUGCCUGCUUUAUUUCUUGUUUUAAAAGUCCCUAUUAGUCAAUUGUUUCAAUUCUAAAAUUUGGCUUUCCAAACACAUGUUUAUACAGUGUAAGCAUAUAAUAGGUUAUAAACCUGUAAUAUACAGAUAUUGAUUCAGUAUUGACAAUUGAAUUCAUUCCAAUGAAAUAUUUUCAAUUUGUCUACCAUUUAAACCUCCUGAAUAAACAGUUCAUUGUUUGAAGCUUAGCUGACAUUAUUAACUCUUAAUUGCUGCUAAUGUAGCUUUUCAUAUUCAUGACUCUAUUACAAUUUAUAAAUGGAACUAAAACACUUUGUGAAUAUACGUAUAAAGAUGAACUAUUUAAUAUGGUCUGAUAUCUGCAUUUGAAAUAACAUGUUUGAAAAGUAUAGGUGAGUUUUUGAUUUCUCAUGAACAGGUACCAGUACUGUGUGUGUUGGCUAAAGGAGUUGCCUCAGGCUGAUGCGCCAUCAGCUUUUUGGGUAAAUGAAAUGCGUCGUUAAUAUGUGUAACAUCUUUUAGUUGACAAGGUAUAGCCCUGCCAAUCUGUUUUAUGUCAUUUGUGCCAAAGUACAUUCUAACUAAUAUUUGGUGCAUUCUCCUUCAUAAUAAUUACAGGUAUCCUUUCAGUGAACCCUACAUUAGGUGCCUUGUAGUUUCCUAGUUUUGAGCUAUUUUGGAAAUUCAGGAAUGAGAAUAUUGCUAGAAGGUAAAAGAAUCUCUUAAAUACUAGGUGGUGCAUGAGUUGGACAUAAGCUGGAAAUACAGCAGUUCUUUGGAAUGAAUUCCUCAGUGUGGUCCAAGGGUACUCGGAACUAAUCACCCUGUUUGUGCGAGAUGAAAACGUGUAUUGAUACUACUCGGUGGAGUUAUUUUUCUUUUGCACUCAAAUGAAUGGAGCAAUUGGAAACAAAAUCCAACUACUAUACGGUGACAUUUGAUUGGUUUUGGGGUUGCAUGGAAAAGCUUCUAAAGUGGUUAAUUUGGCAAUCACGUGCUUGGCUUUGUUUACCCGGAUGAAAUGCUGGGAAUCUGUAAAUUGAUGCUUUAUCAUGUGCAUUCCUGCAACAUAUAACAUGCAGUAGCAAUAAUUGGCUCUGUAUUUCCAUUAAAUAAUACAUCAAGAAUUAAAAUAUUGACGGUGUCUCUUUGUAUCUCACAAAUUUAGCUAAUUGUUUUGUAUGUUUCAAGGAUUAGGUACAAUUUAUGCAAGUUAUGACUUUUCUUUAACCUGGCAAGCUGUUUUUCAAAGACAAUGUAGUUUACAGAACCCAGAUUGUUACUCCAAGUAGUUUCCCCUAAGUUAUGUCAGUUAGUGCUUUUUAGGUUCUGAGCUAUGUAAAUAUUUUACUGCUAAAUGCAUAAAGUGCUCUAGGCAGUACUGUGCAACUUCUGCACCUGUAGUGUUAAAUGGUGGUACUGAUAAUUAUAUGUAACUACGGAAAUAAUUCACCACUAAAGAACACAAUAGUCUUACUGUAACCAGGUCUUGAGCAUUGAUGUAGUUGCAACUUGUGCCAGGCUGAGUUUUAAUUUUCCAUUAAUAAAUGCAACAGUGCUUUCAGACAUUUCAGCCCUCAACUGUUCCUUUGUUCUCCAGCCUAACUGGCAGAAUCUGAUUUGUGUUACAUCUUAAUCCAGUCUCAUUUCCAGAAGGAGAGUAAGAGUGAAUGAAGUCCAUCUGUUUUAAGUCAGGAACCAAGGCAACAUUGGACUGUGUGGAGUAAAGGUUUGCACUGUUUGGGGUGGUGGUAGGUCAGAAUAAGGCGAUAUUGUUUGCACCAGGUACUGAUGCUAGCUGAGGGCUAGUCGAUAGUUUUGGAAUGGAGUAUGAUUGAAUGCAUUCAGUUGUUAUUCUCAGCAGUUGUUAAAUGAAAACUUGAAUUGUUGCUUUAUAUUCCAAAAACAAUGCUAACCUUGGACUGGGAAAUUCCUUGGUGCUUUUCCCAGUUCAGUGGUGAUGUUUUACCAGAAGUGCCUUUGAAUUCCUUCCUCACUAUUUCUGCAUAUGCACAGGGCCUCUGUGUACAAGUUGAGUUCUUCAAUAGACUUCCAGCAAAGUCAUAGUGUAGAAUGAGAAGAGAGGAGAGGAGAGGAAUGUUCCCACUCAUUUCAUUUGCAACAAACUGCAUUCUAACAUUCUGUAAUGUAACUUCCAAGAUUGUAUUUACGAAGCCUUUUCACCAAUAUUAAAUUGAUAUGAAAACUAUGCAGCAUUUCUCAGAUAUUAAUAACACUUGUGGAACACUUGCAUUAUGAACUCCAUUGAAAGUUUAAAAAAAAUUUUGUAAGGCUUUUUACAGUCUUCAUGUAAACAUUAACAGUGAAAAUGCUAAUAUCAGGAUCAAAGCAAAUGAAUUAGUUACAAUAACUUUUUAAACUUCCCAUUGAUGUUUACCUUUGAUUUGUAUAUAUACAAAAAAAUAAAAAAUAUU